AUGUCUUUUAAAUUAUAUGGAUACGAGAGGAACCCUCGUACGAGGAUCAUCCGUAUUUUGGUAGGCAUCCAGCAGCAAUAUUCAGAGAAAUGGCUAAUGCAAUCCGUAAAGGCUGAAGCGGAAGGCAUUCAACUCGCCAUCCAUCAAGUUGUCCCUCGGCAAGGAAUUGGCAAAGACGACUACAAAAGCAAAUUUCCUCUGAGCGCAGGCAAAAUCCCCGGGUUAGAAGGUCCAGAUAUCCAACUCACGGAAACGUUGGCUAUUGCAAUGUAUCUGGCAAAGAUUGCGAACAAGUCGAGGCUGUUGGGUGAUGGAUCGAUCGUACAAGAGGCAGAAGUUCUCAUGUGGAUGAGCUGGGCCAAUCAAGAGUUGCUCCAGACACUCGCUAGGUGGUUUCUUCCACUAAUCCCAUCAUUUACGGACCCAGCGCCGUACUCAAUGGGUCCUCGAUGCUGA
Messenger RNA from Xylona heveae TC161, 456 nucleotides. RefSeq lists its product as hypothetical. The transcript is spliced from 5 exons. Gene Ontology annotation, cellular component: nucleus; cytoplasm. Gene Ontology annotation, biological process: translational elongation. Bases 1 to 456 code for a protein of 151 amino acids. The record is from RefSeq and is a predicted model, not a curated record. NCBI's taxonomy places the organism in Eukaryota, Fungi, Ascomycota, Xylonomycetes, Xylonales, Xylonaceae.